GAAGCUCCAUAAAGGAAGUACCGCAGUGUCUUCCACGCUCACUGGUGCUGCGUGGAUGUUAACGUUACCUGGAUUUUAAUCAACUAAUUAGUGAGAACGGGAGUAAAGUCGUAUUUUAAAACAUUUAACUGGAAGCAGAAUGGCCUCUGAUUCGGGCUAUGGUCAGCAUGGCGCUGCACAAAGCUAUGGAUCGUAUGGCAAUCAGCAGAGUGGACAGGGUUAUGGUCAAGGAAAUGGCGGUGGCUCCUAUGGGGGACAGAAUUAUGGCAGCUAUGGACAGCCAGAGGGUUUUGGCCAGUCUCAGGGAGGCUAUGGGCAGCAACAGACCUAUGACAGCUAUGGACAGCAGGACUCAUCUGGGUAUGGUGACAAGACUUCAUCUUAUGGACACCAAGGGUCAGGGCCCUACGGGCAGCAAGGGUCUUACGGUCAGCAGGGCUCCUAUGGUGGUCAGCCACAAGGAGGAGGAGGAGGAGGAGGAGGAGGCGGCGGCGGCUUUGGAAGGCGCAACGAAGGUGAAGGUGCUGGUCAGGGUGGGAGGUUCGGACGUGAUGAUGGGGACCGCUCAGAAGGAGGAGGCUACAGAGGCCGAGGUCGUGGUGGCGGUGGCUAUGAUCGCGGUGGCUAUGACCGUGGCGGUUAUGACCGCAGUGGUGGCGGAUAUGAGCGUGGGGGCGGAUAUGACCGCGGUGGAAGAGGCGGACCUCCUGGUAUGGGAGGUGGUGACCGUGGUGGCUACAAAAAUUUCGGUGGCUCUCGAGACUACGGCCAAAGGGAUGAACCAGCUGGGGAAGUGGACAACUCCGACAACAACACCAUCUUUGUCCAGGGACUGGGAGAAGACGUCACAACUCAGCAAGUGGGCGACUUCUUCAAACAGAUUGGCAUCAUCAAGGUCAACAAGAAGACUGGCCAGCCGAUGAUCAAUCUCUACUCUGACAAGGCCACUGGCAGGCUAAAGGGAGAGGCUACUGUGUCAUUUGAUGACCCACCUUCCGCCAAAGCUGCCAUUGAUUGGUUUGAUGGCAAAGAGUUCAACGGAAAACCCAUCAAGGUAUCUUUUGCCACCCGGAGAGCUGAGUUCACACAGAGAGGUGGAAGAGGGGGCAGAGGAGGUUAUAGAGGUCGUGGCGGCGGUGGUGGACCUAACUUUGACAUAAAGGGAGGAGACUGGCCAUGUCCCAACAGCUCUUGCGGUAACAUGAAUUUUGCACGGCGGUAUGAAUGCAACAAGUGUGGCGCACCCAAACCAGGGGAUAGCUUCGGAGGUGGAGAUCGUGGUGGCAGAGGUGGUUAUGGUGGUGACCGAGGUGGAUUCAGGGGUCGUGGAGGUUUCCGUGGUGGAGACCGUGGAGGCUACGGAGGAGGUGGCGGUGGAUAUGGAGGGGGCUACAAAAUGGGAGGAAGAGGUGAGCACAGAGAAGACAGAAGAGACCGGCCAUACUAAGAGUUGUUGCAGACUGACACCAUUCCAGCCCAGGGGUUAGCAUUGGUGGGACUGUUGAGUUGGGGAGGCGGGGGGGUUUGAAGAAAGAAACGGGGAGGGGGGGUAGAUUGUCUGCGACUGACACUCUGAUUUGCAUACCUUUCAUAGCCAGUGCACCCUAAUUUCUCUCUGGUGUGUCAGUGAGGUAAGGACGUGUGCAGUUACUGUGAAGGGACUUUUGGGCUGAUUGGCAGUGUUGGCGUAUGGUCAGAUGUUUUGUUUUUGUUUUUGCAUUUGAUUUUUUUUCUUUGUUGCAUUUCUUUGUACAUCUUUUAAUUUCUCUAAUUCUAGAUUCAGAUGUUUUGUGAGGUAGACCCUGUACCAUUGUUUUGUAUGAAUGAAAUAAACUGUUUUACUUGGGUU
Molecule: messenger RNA, 1849 nt
Organism: Myripristis murdjan (pinecone soldierfish)
Lineage: Eukaryota; Metazoa; Chordata; Actinopteri; Holocentriformes; Holocentridae
Gene: taf15
Product: TAF15 RNA polymerase II, TATA box binding protein (TBP)-associated factor
Exons: 16
Coding region: 140-1447 (435 amino acids)
Biological process (GO): regulation of DNA-templated transcription
Molecular function (GO): RNA binding
Source: RefSeq, a predicted model, not a curated record